GCUGAUAACACUGAAUGUAGUCGUAAUGACAAUUUAAUACUUUUUUAUUAUAUAUACCAUUUUUUUUGUAUAGUUUAGUUUAGUUGACGUGUUUAUAAAUAAAAUAAAAUCAUUUUUUGUUGUCCAUGCAUAGUUAUAAAUAAAGACGUCUAGUAUAAAAAAAAAAUGUCUACGAAGAAAAGUUUUUUUUGUAUGAAUACGUUGAAACAAUUUGAUGCAUUUGCUAAACCAUUAGAAGAAGUUCAAAUAAAAACUGUAUGGGGUGGAAUUGUUUCUUUGGUUUGUUUUUUAACCAUUGUUUUUUUGAUGGUGUCAAAUUUAGUUGAAUAUCUUGACAACACUCCCACUGAAGAACUUUUUGUUGACACAUCACGAAAUAAAAAGUUACAAAUAAAUUUUGAUAUUGUUGUUCCUAAGAUAUCGUGUGAUUUUCUAGUUUUAGAUGCAGUUGAUAAUUCAGGUGAAACACAUCUGCAAGUUGAUCAUAAUAUUUAUAAACGAAGAUUAAAUUUAGAAGGACAACCAAUUAGUGAUCCUGAAAAAUCUGAUGAUGUUGGCAGUAAAAAAACAUUAAAUCCUGCAUCUGUGUUAAAAUCAAACGAAACAGAUAAUGCUGAUAAUGCUACAGCGAUUUGUGGAAGCUGUUAUGGAGCUGAAAGUUCAACUAUUCCAUGUUGUAAUACAUGUGAUGACGUUAAAAGAGCUUAUAAAAUGAAAAAUUGGGAUUUCCGUCCUUUUAGUAUAGAACAAUGCAAGAAUCAAUCAUCUCAAAAUGAAAUGUAUGACAAAGCAUUUAAAGAAGGUUGCCAACUAUAUGGUACACUACUGGUAAAUAGGGUUAGUGGAAGUUUUCAUAUUGCUCCAGGAAUGAGUUUUUCGUUUAACCAUAUGCAUGUUCAUGAUGUACAUCCAUUUUCGUCUUCGUCAUUCAACACAUCUCACAUUAUAAGACAUUUAUCAUUUGGUCAAAAAUUGGAAUCAAUUACUAGUCAUGGUGGCAAUCCAUUGGACUCAACUGAAUCUAUUGCUGAAGAAGGAGCUGUCAUGUUUCAGUAUUAUAUUAAAAUUGUUCCAACUCUCUAUCAAAGAAGAGACCUAUCAACAAUGUCUACUAACCAGUUCUCAGUGACCAAACACAAGGUCAUGGCAUUCGAUAAAGGUCCAUCAGGUGCUCCUGGAAUAUUUUUUAGUUAUGAAUUUUCACCAAUUAUGAUCAAGUUGACUGAAAAACCAAGGUUAUUAGGGCAUUUGUUCACCCAGUUUUUAUGCAACAUCAGUGGAGUUUUUAUAUGUUUUUGGAUCAUUGAUAUAUUUAUGUACAAAGUAUCUAAGGUGUAUAAUAUACGCAAGAAACAAUUACCUAACUCAAAUAAAUAAAACGUAUUAUUUUUUGUAAUAUCAGUGGCGUACUUUGUGAUAUUUAGGUGUGUGGCUUAACAACAGUCUAUUCCCUGGUUUUUUUUUUUAUUACAAUAUAAUUUAAUUAUUAUAUGAAAUAGUUGCAGUGAAAAAGUGAAAGUUUUUGUUUAGAGGAUAACAUUUUUUUGAAAAAUUUCAUAAUUAUGUUCAACAAUUAAGAUAUUAUAUUUUUUAACAAACUAUAUAUCAAUUAUAAAAAUAAAUACCUAAUGACCUAGCCAAAAUAUGCCGCUGAUAAAAAUAAUAAAAUAAAUUACUGUAAUCAAGUAUAUUUAAUAAAAAAAAACAUCAUGAUGCGCAAAUUAUUUAUCAUAAAA
Rhopalosiphum padi (bird cherry-oat aphid) is the source of this 1736-nucleotide messenger RNA. Its product is annotated as endoplasmic reticulum-Golgi intermediate compartment protein 3. Lineage: Eukaryota; Metazoa; Arthropoda; Insecta; Hemiptera; Aphididae. The transcript has 11 exons. Gene Ontology annotation, biological process: endoplasmic reticulum to Golgi vesicle-mediated transport; retrograde vesicle-mediated transport, Golgi to endoplasmic reticulum. Bases 166 to 1377 code for a protein of 403 amino acids. The record is from RefSeq and is a predicted model, not a curated record. Gene Ontology annotation, cellular component: endoplasmic reticulum membrane; Golgi membrane; COPII-coated ER to Golgi transport vesicle.